Molecule: messenger RNA, 1173 nt
Organism: Aspergillus melleus
Lineage: Eukaryota; Fungi; Ascomycota; Eurotiomycetes; Eurotiales; Aspergillaceae
Exons: 1
Coding region: 1-1173 (390 amino acids)
Source: RefSeq, a predicted model, not a curated record
AUGGCUGGAAAACCCACUGCACAGUCCAUGGACGUGACUGAGGGCAUCACCCUGCUACUCGUGUCAUUCAUGUCCAUAGCUCUAUACAAUGCCCUCGAACUCUUCUUCUGGAUUUUUGACUUCUUCAAGCGCCGCCGCGGCUGCUACUUCUGGAGCAUGAUUCUCAGCGCCUUCGGCAUCCUUAUGUAUACCACCGCCCAGGUGAUCUUCUUCUUCAACCUCGCUCCCCAUACCGCAUGGGCCCCCCUAAUCUCCAUCGGCUAUCUCAUCAUGUCCACUUCCCUCGUCAUGGUUCUCUACUCCCGGCUCCACCUCGUCACCAGCGAUCGUAUCGCCCGCUGCGUCCUCUGGAUGGUCAUCAUCACCACACUAGUCUUCCCACUCCCCAUGCAGCUCCUCUUCCUCAUCGGCAUCUUCAAGCACAGCAUGCGCGUCCUCGACGUCAGUCUAAUCUACGAACGCCUCGUCAUCACCGUCUCCUGUGCCCGUGAAUACAUCAUCCUCGGUAUCUACAACUUCGAAGCAUUCCGGAACCUCAAACACGUCAUCGCCAUCAAGGGCUCACAGGGCCGAAAGGUCCGCCGGAUCCUCAUCGCAACCACCUUCAUCAUCGUCUGCCUCGACACGGCCCUCCUCGUCACGGAGUUCCAAGACCGCCGCGCCAUCAAAAUGACCUACAGCGCCUUCUCUAUCAGCAUCAAGCUAAAGAUGGAAUUUGCUAUCCUGAACAAACUCAUCAACCUCGUUCAGAGCCCUGCCUUCUCGGGUGGCCUUUCUUCUGACCCUCCGUCUUCUGACCAACAACCCAUCCAUUCACACUCUGAUACUCAUUCUCACGCUCCUUCCCGUGCCCAUUCUCUUGCCCAUUCUUUUGCUCGUUCAUGGAAUCCCUUCCGGCGUGGCGAUUCUCGUACCUCUACUUCGCGUGUCGGGAAUGGCCUGUUUGCGGAGGAAUCAGGCCCCAAUGGUGCCGGACUGACGCGACAAGCCACGCUCGACGAGUAUCACGCGCCUAUGAACGCGCACAUCGGCGAUCAUCAUCAUCACCACCAUCACGUCCCGGCACGCACGUCAUCGUGGGACGAGCUGGUUCAGGAGCCUUGCACGGAGCUGUCGUCCGGUUCCGGUGGUAAGGGGACGGCGGUGGUAAGUCAGGAGAGUAAGGAGGUGUGA